Molecule: messenger RNA, 363 nt
Organism: Dibothriocephalus latus
Lineage: Eukaryota; Metazoa; Platyhelminthes; Cestoda; Diphyllobothriidea; Diphyllobothriidae
Source: the annotation of a GenBank genome assembly
AUGGUUCUACUAAUGGCCCACGAACAGUUAGGACCGGAUCCAGUGCGAUUGCCCACCAGGUUUGGCCUAACCGAACUGUGCCAAACCCUUAUGCCCGUGCUAGAGACCCGGCAAUCUUCAUGCGACACGUUCCUACUAUUGGAACCGGAAGACAAUUCUGACAUCUGGCUUUCCCCAACCAAUGUUUCCUUCACUUCGGUUGCACCUAAGGACCGGCCGCGAUAUGUUUGUCGCCAUCUGUCAACGGAAGAACUCACGAAAGCUUCAAAUUUUGGUGUGCAGUUGGAUGUUGAUGCUAACUCCCUCUUUAAGUGUCUCCAGCGCAUUUUGUCAACGCGCAAGCCCCCUGUGGACGCUAACUGA